CCCGCCCUGGGCCCCCCAGCCCAGCCUGACCCCCCCUCUCUGACAGUGCCUUGGGGCUCCUGGUUCGACCACGUCCGCGCCUGGUGGGACGCGAGGAACAAGCACCGAAUCCUCUACCUCUUCUACGAGGAGAUCCACAAGGACCCCAGAGGUGAGAUCCAGAAGGUGGGUCGGUUCCUGGGCCGGGAGUUGCUGGAGCCGGUUCUGGAGACGAUCGUCGAGCACACGUCGUUCGAGAGCAUGAGGGAGAACCCCAUGGCCAACUAUAGCACGCUGCCCCCCUUCAUCCUGGACCAUGCAGUGUCCCCCUUCAUGCGCAAAGGCACGGUGGGCGACUGGACGACCCAGUUCACGGUGGCGCAGAGUGAGCGGUUCGACACCGAAUGGGCCCGGCGGAUGGAGGGGAGCGACCUGCGUUUCCACACCCGGCUCUGAGGGGGCAGCGGGGCCCGCGGCCCCCCAGCUGGCCCCUCCCCGGUGGCUCACGCAGCGAUUCUCACGCCGCAGUUUCCGAGCUGCGGGUCAGGGCCCCCCGGGGCCGGGCUCGCUGGGGCUGGGCCGGUUGUUGGGGGUCGGGGGGGGCCGAGGUUGGGGGGUCCCCUGAAAUAAACCAUUGCACAGAA
Molecule: messenger RNA, 623 nt
Organism: Terrapene triunguis (Three-toed box turtle)
Lineage: Eukaryota; Metazoa; Chordata; Testudines; Emydidae
Product: sulfotransferase 1C1-like
Exons: 3
Biological process (GO): sulfation
Cellular component (GO): cytoplasm
Molecular function (GO): sulfotransferase activity
Source: RefSeq, a predicted model, not a curated record